Molecule: messenger RNA, 1211 nt
Organism: Gadus chalcogrammus (walleye pollock)
Lineage: Eukaryota; Metazoa; Chordata; Actinopteri; Gadiformes; Gadidae
Product: ubiquitin-conjugating enzyme E2 variant 3-like
Exons: 4
Coding region: 23-400 (125 amino acids)
Molecular function (GO): oxidoreductase activity, acting on the CH-OH group of donors, NAD or NADP as acceptor
Source: RefSeq, a predicted model, not a curated record
GACGGGUGGAAAGGUGGCGGUCAUGAGUAACGUUGGGACCAGUUCCAGCCAGGCCAGCCAGAGGGUGCAGAUCGCUCCGAGCUCCAGCGCCAGUAAACCCCUGCUGGAGAGGGCGCUGGACAUGACAAAGAACCGAGGCCAGCGGUCGUGGUCCGUGGGUCUGUCCCUCGCCGACAUCACCCACACCGUCCUGACGGGCCGCCACAAGGUCCACUCCAUCUCCACCCUGGCCCAGGGCUGGGGCGGGGUGGUGUCAGAGGUCUUCCUCAGCCUGCCCUGCCUGCUGGGUGCAAACGGAUCAAUGCGUCUGGCCGAGACCACCCUGGGCCAGGAGGACCGCUCUGCGCUCGAGACCAGCGUCACCUCCCUCUCCGACCUUAUGACCAAGCUGAGGCUAUGACCGCUGCUCCAGGACUCCGCUGCUAUGACCGCUGUCCCAACCCUAGCGGCUAGCAGUUAGCACCAACCGCUAGCAGCUAGCACCAACCGCUAGCAGCUGGCACCAACCGCUAGCAGCAAGCACCAACCCCUAGCCAGAUCCUAACUAAACACGGUGCAACUCUACCAAGCGAGACCCAAGCCAGCAUGUUCCUGGUUGGUGUGUUUCACCAAACUGGGUUGAAGAAGACGUGUUGGGUUUCCUGUGCCCGCCAAACACUAACAAAGAUGCAGUCCAUGAAGUUGUGAUAUAACAAAUGUUUUUUUUUAAACACGGGUAAAUAAUGCGAAUGCUGUCUUUUUCCUAAAUUAUGUAUUUUUUCCAUUGUCAUCUCAUUCAUGAAGAAUAAUGCAGACAAAAUGGAUGUAGAAAAAUGUUUAACAAAACUCAAUAUUUUACCAAAGAGAAAUACCUUGACGACCUUUGACCUUUUGCACUUUUACCAGACAGGUCCGUUAGAGGCUUAGGUAAAUGCAUACCUCAUGAAAAGGAUAUCUCCCAGAAAAUGUAAAGAUACACUAAUGUUGAGGUGCCUUUUCUCAUAUAUCCCAACUAUAUAUUUGUCCAUGACAAAAGGUGGAAGUGGUGUAUAGUAUAUAAUACUAAUUAAGUGCAAUAAACGUGAGACUUUACCGUUGUGCUUUUGUGGGAUGGGAAGAAAACGCAGCCAAUAAAGUUGUUCUUUUUUAAAAUAAAGUUCAUUGAACAUCUUUGCACGUUUGGGCCCAAAACACAGUUUAAAGCAGCCUUAAACCAAACUUGCUCAUCUGGC